UAGCGCAAACAACUGCAACAUCUGCCUGCGGAACGCUAAGCGGCGCUUUUGCAGAGUACACGCGUGCGUGGAUUGUUGUUGCAUAAACAAGAGGCAUUUUUGAAUUACACAAGCCUUGAAGAGUGUGGCAUUUUGAAAAUCUGAAGAAUUUUCGUAAAAUCUUUCAAAUAUUUGUUGUGGAUUUUCAGUGAAAUAAAAAAAACAGUGAAUAAUAUUAAUUAAAAGUGGUGAAUAACGAGUCGUAAAACUGGCAGGCGCUUUCAAGUGCACAUCACAAAAACCGCUAAAACUUAAUAUGUUGCAUGAAUAAUUGUUGAGCCAAGAGUCAAUAACGUCAAGGUGUCAUCACUCAAUUAACAAAAUCAGUGCGCUUAAAAAUAUGUACAACACUCUCAAAAUCAGCUGACAUUCCUGACUAAUGCGCUGUGCAACCCUUCAAUCAUCAAAAAAAUCACAUUGAUUGUUUUUGUAAUUUAAUUACAAACAUUUACUAGCCUGCAAGUGAAUUCCAGGUAGUGAAUCACGCAACGCACACACAGAAAGGAUUUGUGUUUUAGUUUUACCCCAAUACUAACGGUAGUAUCCCCUUCAUUCGCAUACCACCUCAAGAGUGCGUGCAACAAACACCUCCACCCUCCGAAUGCAGCGCACAUUUGCAUGUGUUUGUGCAGCAACAAAAUUGCCUCGCUUGUAAUUGUUGUUGUUGGUUGUGAGAAGGAAGCGUAUAAAUUGCAAACGGUUAUAUAAAAAUUAUUGCGCAUAAAAAUUGUGCUAAAAAGCACCGGUGCAACGGUGCAUUGCAAGGCAGUGUCGCACGAAAUAACAUAUUUGUCUGCUGAGAGUGUGCAUGUGGCAAGUAAUUGUUCGUUAGAAAUAAUGUAUAAAUAAUUUAAUGCAAUCAAAAAUUUAAAUUUUCAGCACACAAAAACAUAAUUUUGAAACUGCUUGAGAGAUACCAAAACCAUAAGUGACUAAAGUGUGAAGUGUUGGAAAAAAGAUCUAAAGAUAAAUAGUGUAUUCAAACAAAAGUAGUUUAAGUUAAAAAAAAAAACAGCUAGUAAAUCAAAAAUAGAGUACACACACGUAAGCGGACGGCAGGAAAAUGGGCAAGAAAAACUCCAAAUUGAAGCAGGACACCAUCGAUCGUCUAACAACAGCCACAUACUUCACAGAAAAAGAAAUCAGACAAUGGCACAAAGGUUUUCUGAAAGACUGUCCGAACGGUUUGCUGACAGAACAAGGUUUUAUUAAAAUUUACAAACAAUUCUUCCCGCAAGGAGAUCCCAGUAAAUUCGCAUCGCUGGUGUUUCGGGUCUUCGACGAGAAUGAGGAUGGUGCGAUUGAGUUUGAGGAGUUCAUACGGGCGUUAUCGAUUACAUCACGUGGCAACCUGGAUGAAAAGCUGCAAUGGGCAUUCCGACUCUACGAUGUGGACAAUGAUGGCUACAUAACGAGAGAAGAAAUGUAUAAUAUAGUGGAUGCAAUAUAUCAAAUGGUGGGUCAACAGCCGCAAACGGAGGAAGAGAACACGCCGCAGAAGCGUGUCGACAAAAUAUUCGAUCAAAUGGACAAGAAUCACGACGAUCGUUUAACGCUCGACGAAUUUCGUGAGGGUAGUAAAGCUGAUCCACGUAUAGUGCAGGCGUUAAGUUUAGGUGGUGAUUAACCAAAAGAGACUUAGUUUAAUUCUGCUACAGAUUAAACGAGGAAACUAAACGGAUAUAAAAAACAAACAAAAAAAAAAUAGUUAAAAGUACACUGCAGGAACAAAUAAUAGCAAAGUAAUUGUAAUUACAAAAUAUUAAUAAAACAAACAGAAGGGAAGCAUAGGUGGUUAGAGGAUAUCAUUUUUGCAAAAUAUUUAAGAAGGGAAACGAGUAAAGGCAAAGGGCAGCACACUUGAUACGCACACAGUCAUACAAACACGACUGCUUUGGUGGCUUUAGACUACCAAACGCGCCCAAUACACACACACACACAUACAUGUGUAAACACUCAUAUGCAUACAUGUAUAUGUACAUACACAUGCACCUCUCUGAGUUACAUGACAGUUAGGUUAAUGAUACCAAAAAAAAAAUAUGCGAAAGUAGAGCAAGCGGUAGAAAAGCUUCGAAUACCGAUUAUGUUAAUGGUUUGCAAAUGCAAAAACUAAGAAACCAAAAACAACCAAAACAAUAAACAAGAGUAAAAGUAAUGCAAUUUAUAAAGUAUACUCAUUGCAAACGUAGGAGAAACGGGUUUAGCGUAGUUAAACAAUAUUCAAGCUGCAAUCAAUAGACAUAGGCGCACAUGCAUUAAAUAGCAUACAUAUGCAAUGUACACAGAUACACGCACACACACAUGCGCGUACACAUAGUUUAUAGUGAUGUCAACGAAACGGUAAUCAAAAUCUGCCCAAUAAAAUGACGGCUAUGCGCGGCGUAGCCUCACAGCAGCUCACAAAAUACAAAAUUUUUUGAAAAAAAUUAAAAAAAAAAAUUUAUGAAAAUAAUAAACAAAAAUCAAAUUAACUUGGCAGCACACACUUGUAAAAAGUUAAGCUAAAUUUCUGUAGAAAAAGAUGCGAAAUCAAAGUGAAUUAUAUAAUACAUAAUAUAAAUUGCGAAAUUGCAUGCAGCCACACAAAAGGUCGAAUACAAAGGUGCGUUUUGAACAAAAAAAAAUUUAAUGCUAAUAAACAAUAACAAAAAUAAAAAACAUUUGCAAAUAUUUUCAAGUAAAACGCGAUUUAUAAACAAAACUAAGCAAAUAAUUCAUAAAUAUGCUUGCAAGUCUAAAUUUAAAUAAACGUACAUAUUUACAAAAAAAAUUUCAGCUACAAAAUACUAUAAAAAACUUGCUACAAUUUUUGAAAGCAUGCAGCGCUCAAAAGGGUAGAAUAAACUCCGCAGCUGCUAAUGAGAGUCAUGCUUUCCUAGCGUUACCAUACUACGCGAAAUAAUCACUGAGACCACGUGAAUUUGUAAAUAUUAGUCAAACGAAAUUGUUAUGAACAAUGACACCAAUUUAAAAUUUAUUAUAUAAAGCUAUUAGAAUAUUCAAAAAAAAUGCAACUUUAAAACUUUCCUUACUACUUUUAUUUGAAUCUUAAAACUCGUCCUUAAGACGUUAAAAAAUUUAAAAAUUAUAUAUUACUUAUAAAAACUUUAAAAUAAAAGAAAGUAUUGACAUUCAAAAAUUCGAUUAGAGAACAAUUUUAUUGCUUAAGCGUAGUCAAGAGGCAGUAGCAGCAUAGCAUAUGUGUUUAAAAAGGGAAAAUCUGAAUUGUUUUUGAAUACUCUGCCCAUAAGCUUUUAACACACAGCAGCUUUAUUUCUGUUUUUCGACGGAAACCUAAUAAUAAAUCAUAAAAAUGUUAAAUUUUUUCAAUCAGCGCUUAAAUAGUAACAGAUAUGGAAAAAACUCAGAUAAAUACCCGUAAAAUUUUAUGAUUCUGUUGCAACUUCUGAAGAGCUUUUUGAAAAGCUACUAACUUUUCCUUACUUUUACCACAAAAGCUCUUUCCAAGAAGAAAAUAAUAAAACAAGCUGAAAAAAAAUAUAUAUACAUAUAUAUUCGGAAGAGCUUUUUGAACAACUCCUAACUUUUUCUUUACUUUUAUCACAAAAGAUCUUUCCAAAAGGAAAAAAAAUAAAUCAAGCUGGAAAAAAAUAGUAUAUUUCAAUCUUUAGUACCCAAUAUACUAAAGGGAGACGUCAAGACCUCGACCAUAAAUGGAAUUUUCUUGCGAUUUAGUAUAAUAUAAAUUCUUGAUGUAUAAAACUGUUGUCUGAUUUGUUUUAAUAAAAACUCAAAGUUACUAUAUGAAAAAAAUCAUAUCACUAUUCAAACAAUUUAAUAAUUCGUUCAAAAGCUCCUCAAAAGCUCUUUUUAUCACAAAAGCUCUUUUCGAAAAGAAAAAAAUAAAUCUUUCGAUUUAGUAUAUUAUAGAUUUGUUUGUGGCAUAUAGAUAUGGUUUUUGUUUUGUUUCAAUAAAAGCUCAAUGUAAUUAUACGAAUAAAAACAGAUAGAUUUUCAAGCAAUUUUAAAAAGCUUUAUAAAAAGGAUUCUUAAAAGCUCCUUUUAACGCUCUUUUGAAAACGAAAAAAAUUUAAUAUUUUAGAAAAACAUGUUAAAGUAAAAUUCACUUUCCAGUAACCAAUAUCCCACAUUGAGAUUUGAAGCUCUCGACCUUAAGUUAUAUUUUUUUGCGAGUUGAUAUAUUAUAUAUUUUUCGUGCUAUCAUUACUGUUUUUGAUUUAUAUCAAUAAAAGUUUGAAGUUAUCAAUAUUUGUUGAUAAAAUAAAAUCGUCUAAGCCUGCCUAAACUAAAUCAGGUAACUGUUUAUCCAGAAGUUUUAUGACAAAAGUGAAAACGACAGCAAAAAGUGACGAUAUGAAUUUCGGUUUCUUAGUUUGGAGUAUGUAGUAAUGACAGUUUCUCGUCGUUAUGUUUUUGGAAUGUGUUUAGACAGGAAAAUUAUUGUUAUGUGACGUCAUACACGAAAAAAAAGCGAAUUGCCUAUUUACAGCUACGAUGAAUAUAAAAGAUUGACAGCUCGUUUUUAUAUCUAGGGUUUAGUAGAUCAUUAAAUACUUAACACUUUUGAUAAUAGUUGGAACUGAAUGGAAGUCAGUCAUAUCAAGUCCUUAUAGAGUACUUAAUUAGAACAUUGUUUUAACAAAUCCAUGAGGGGUUUUGGAUGUCAAGAAAUUUAUUUUGUUAAUAAAUCAAUUCAUAGAGUUCGCUAAUAUCAUACAUUCAAGCGCUGAAAGUACUUUUAAUUAGAAUUCGAAGAUUUUACGAAUCAAAAUCAAAAAUAAGUUGCCAGGAAAACCCCGCCGUUCGCUACUGAUUAUUAUAGUACUAGAAGCUUUUGAAAGCUUUCUUCUACUUACAGAAUUUGUAACGUGAAGAAUAAACAAACUGUUACAAAUAAUCUUUUUAACGACUGUUUCAAACACAUAUAAUUUUGUAUUUAAUUUGUAAAUUUGUAUUUGAAAAGUAUUCGCAACAAAUUUUAAUUAUUAUUUCCAUUAAAACCGUUCAAUUAUAUGUUAGAAAUAUAAUAGUUUGCAAUUAUUUAAAAUAUAAUCCCAUUGGUAUUCCUACAUUAUAUAAAAAGUGAGUACUUUGUUCAAAAGUUUUUCAAACCUUCUCCAUUUUUAUAUAAUUGUAAUAUUAUACGCAUGUUUUUUCGCUAAAUUUUCUAAAUAUUAUAUAGAUGUUAUUCAAAAUCUAAAUACUUUUUAAAAUUUUGCAUGCCAGAAAUUUUAUAUUCCUUGGACUCUUUUUAUUAUUCUUACAACCUUUUUAUUUCACAAAAUAUAUCCACUUUUGAAGUACACACAAUAAAAUUUGAAAUAAAUAUUUAAAAUGAAAAUUUAUAAAUUUUCUAAAUAUGCUUAAAAUUUAACUUUAAAACCACACUUGUACUUUCUAAAGUUUAGAUUUUCUAAAAUUAUAUAGCAGAGGUUUCAAUCAACAUAAUUCACCAAAAGAAAGAAAAAGUAAAGAAAGAGUACAGUUUUUAGUGACGUCAGAAUAGCAGAAUCGAGUAUUAGGUUUUUAUCAUAGCCUCAGAGAGCUUUAAUCGCUUGUAAGCUUCUUAAAAUGCUUAGGAGUUAUAAAGAGGCAAAAUUUGAAUUGUUUUUGAAAAUUUUCUCUAUAAGCCUUUAACAAACAGCCGCUUUAUUUCUGUUUUUAGACACAAACCUAAUAAUAAUUCAUAAAUAUGUUCAAUUUUGUUCGUCCAUUGAUUAAAUAGUAACAGAUAUGGAAAAUAAUCAAAUAAUCAUUCAAACAGUUUUAUAAUUUUAUUGACACUUCUGAAGAGCUUUUUCAAAAAGCUCCCAAAAACCUUACGUCUAUCACAACAGCUCUAAAGACAUGGAAAAAAAUCAGAUAAAUAUCCAAACAAUUUUAUAAAUUUAUUCAAACUUCUGAAAAGCUUUUUGAAAAGCUCCUAAAAACCUUACUUUUAUCACAAAAACUCUUUCUGAAAAAAGAGGAAAAAUAAAUAAAUCAAGCUGGAAAAAUAUGGUGUACAAUUAUUCUACUCUCUAGUACUCAAUACAUGUACAUACUAUAUGGAGAUGUCAAGUCAUUGACCUUAUAUUUUUUUCACUGAAAGCAGGUGUAUAAUAGAUUGUUUUUGAUUUGCAUUAUUAAAAGCUCAAAAAAAUUAUUAUAUAUAUAUAUAUUUAGAUAAAUAUACAGUCAAUUUUAUAGUGAUUUUCAAAAUUCUCAAAAGUUUUUUAAAAAAGCUCCUUUUAUCGCAAAAAGAAAAAAACGAAUCACAAAAAUUUUGAAAAAUGCUGUUUGGCGUGAAAUAACAGUAGCGUAAUUUUAGCGAGUUAAAUUUGGAAAAAAAUUAAAGAAAAAAGCUGGAAUUAAUUUUUAAAAAAUUAAAUCAGCUAUUUUUGCGAUUUUUUAAAAGUUUUUAACUAUUAUUCCUAAAUUUAUAACUUUCUACUUUCUAACCACUUGGAAAUCGUAUUUUGACGAAGCAACUACAAUAAAUUUUUACUGUUUACAUAUUGUUCCUUUUAUAAACAAAUUUUUAUAGCAAUUUUGAUAUAUUUUAGGAAUAUUACUAUUUAAUUCUUUGUCAAAAAAUGUUUGAAAAGAGUUCUGGAGACUAAUAAUAGCACGCUUUUGGAAGACUCUAUUUUUAUAAUAAAAAACUACUGUUUUAGAAAUUUUUCCAAACGAGUUCUGGAGACAGACCAUAUCACGGUUUUGGAACUUAUACUCUUAUAUUUUUACAGAUAUGCAUGUUAAUAUAGGGUUCAUAUAGGGUACUGUAACGGAUUCUAAAAGCAUCAGAAUAAGUUGUCGUGUGCUGUUAUAUAUUUCCAAAUUUAUUUACUGUUAUUUUACAUACCUUCAAUUCUACAUUUUUACCAGAUUAUACCGUUUUCAAUAUUCUCUUUUUAUACUUAUUCCUGCACAUCCAACACAAGUUUCGCUCUUUUGUACUACUUAUUCUACGUCCUCAACCUUUUUCAGUGUAUCACCAAACUAAAAUAAUUUCUGUUUUAUAUGUGGUUCAGCUUUAUUUUUAAAUAAAGUAGCAAAUAAUAAACUUAAUUAAAUAAUUGCUAAGUUCAAAUAAAAAAACUAAAAUUCAUAGAAAUAUUUAUUUAGCCAAAAUAUCCAAAAAUGAGUUGAAAUACAUUAUAUAAAAAUAAAAAAAAAUGUUAUGACAAAAAAAAAAAUAUUAAAUAAAUGCAAAGUACUUUAGAUGUAAUUAAAUAAAAAUUAAAUAAAGCAGUUUGUACACAUAGCCUGUUUAAGUCGAAUUCAUGUUGUAAAUUACAAAUAAAGUUCAAAUAAAUGAAAUAUAUGCAUAUUUAAAGCAGCUAGUUUUAUACUUUCCACAUAUUUUCGAUACUUAGUCGACUUUAUAUAAACAUUUUUAUUAAAAAAUAUUUUUAUUCAAAAACUGUUAUUGCAUUACUUUACUACUACUACUACUAACAAUCGAAGCAUAUAAGCGCAAUAAAUGUCUAACUGAAAUAUUUAAAUUUUUUUUUAUAAAUUAUUUACAAAAAAUCCUAAAAAUUUAUUUACAAAAAAUCCUAAAUAUCUAAUAAACACUUUAAACACCUACUAAUUAAAAUGUAUACACUUGCAAGCCUUAUAACUGUACCUUCUGUUUUUCUAUAUUUACGCUUAGACUUGCUCAUGGUGCUGGGUCACAGUUAUAUCCACAUAUAUAUGUAUGUCAUAAGUACCUAUUGCCUGCGACCUGUUAACUAUGUAUGUAUGUCUGUAUAUAAUAUUAAAAUGCCUUGCUACAGCAUUUAACUUAGCGCUAGUCUGUCGCUUUCACUUUUAUAUCAAAAUGUAUUUACUAUAUGUAUGUAUGUAUAUGUUAGCUUCUAAAGUACUAUAUAGAAAAAAUAAUUUUUCGUUUGUUUGUGCCAUAACCUUUGGAAAAAAUCUUUUUUCGUUUGCUUGUGUCACAUCCUUAAGAAAAAUUCCUUUUUUCUUUUUUUUGGUCAAAAUACAGUAUAUAAUUUUUUGCUUCUUUUAUACAUUUGUUUAUCUACCAUUUUAUUACUUUAGGCUUUGGUUUUCAUUUUUAUAUUUUCCAUUUUCUUUUACGGUCGCUAACGCGUGUCCUUAUUGUAUUUGUUUUUCUUAGCUUAUGUAUGUAUAUGGUCUUAGUAUUGUAUUAUUUAUCUUUAUUUCUGUAUGCCUACUUAAAUAUUUGAAUACGCCGUAAAAUUGCAGCUGAUAUGACACAUAAGACCAAUCUUAGCUCGCACAUUUGUAACCGAAUUAAUUGUGUGCAGAAUAAGACGUAGGCAUAUUAAGGAUUCGUAUGCAGAUUUUAUGAGGCCAAAAAAUUAAUAACAACAAAGAUGUCUAGUCGUGAGCUCAUUGCUUGGAUUUCAUUUCGAUUUUAUUCAUAGACUUGCCUAGAGUUUUUAUAUAUUAGCUUGCAUAGUAAAUCAUCCCCUUCAUUUACACAAAUACCAAUAUAUGGUCCAGUAAAAAAAUAACUAUUAUUUCUGCAUUUAAUCUAAGAUUU
Bactrocera neohumeralis is the source of this 8521-nucleotide messenger RNA. Its product is annotated as frequenin-1-like. Lineage: Eukaryota; Metazoa; Arthropoda; Insecta; Diptera; Tephritidae. The transcript is spliced from 8 exons. Bases 1103 to 1666 code for a protein of 187 amino acids. Gene Ontology annotation, molecular function: calcium ion binding; calcium sensitive guanylate cyclase activator activity. The record is from RefSeq and is a predicted model, not a curated record.